AUGGGAAUUUUGGAGAUUGAACCAUUUGAUGUGUGGGGCAUUGAUUUCAUGGGACCUUCCCCUUCUUCUUGUGGAAACAGGUAUAUAUUGGUUACAGUGGAUUAUGUGACUAAGUGGGUUGAAGUUGUGGCUUCCAUUACCAACGAUUCUAAGACUAGUGGUCAAGUUGAAGUCUCCAAUCGUCAGAUCAAGCACAUCUUGGAGAAGGUAGUCAACCGGUCAAGGAAGCAUUGGUCCCAAAAAUCAGAUGAUACUUUAUGGGCUCGGCGAACUGCUUUUCAGACACCUCUAGCAACCACCCCAUAUCGAUUGGUCUAUGGCAAAGCUUGUCAUUUACUAGUUGAAAUGAAGUAUCUCUCAACUUGGGCAGUGAAAGACAUUAACUUGGUUUUAGAGGCUGCAGGUGAGGCAAGACUUCUUCAAUUGAAUGAGUUAGAAGAGCUUCGACUGGCAGCAUAUGAAAACCACAAACUUUACAAGGAGCAAACAACGAGAUUUCAUGAUAAGAUGAUUGUGAAGUGUGAGUUUCAUGUUGGUGACAAAGUUCUCUAA
This is a messenger RNA of Beta vulgaris subsp. vulgaris (sugar beet), 552 nucleotides long. RefSeq lists its product as uncharacterized. NCBI's taxonomy places the organism in Eukaryota, Viridiplantae, Streptophyta, Magnoliopsida, Caryophyllales, Amaranthaceae. The transcript has 2 exons. Gene Ontology annotation, molecular function: nucleic acid binding. The record is from RefSeq and is a predicted model, not a curated record. Bases 1 to 552 code for a protein of 183 amino acids.